GUACACACUGUGGGGUAGAGGGAUUAAGCUCCCAAGUUGCUUCGAGGCAAUUUUUCCAUCGAGUGUAGGGGCAGCUCAUCCGAACGCAGUUGAAAUAAAUCCCGGGUCGUAGCCCGUUUAUUUUUUUAUUUUCUAAACGCCCGCUGCCUGCACCAAAACGCUCGGUAACUGGCUGCCCGACUUCGCGAAACCGAAAGUGAUUAUCAGGAGAUUAGUGUUUUGUUUAAAUGUGUUUAAAAAAAAUUCAACGAGUCCCAAAAAUUGAUUGCUGCUAAACGUGAAAGUGAACAAAAAACGGAUUUCGGAAUCCACAGCCUCCCAAACAACUCAUUUGCUGCGAUCCGCAGCCGUUGUCCUGGGAAAAAUCGAUUCCAGUUAUCCUGUGCCACUGAGCUGUCACACUCCAGAGCUUUCACUUUACUUUCACACUGCAGUGAAAACAAUCUCGGGCGACUUGCCGUUGGCUCUUGGUGGUGGUUCGAUGAGUUGCCAGUAAGGGACGUUGCCCUCGCCAGGAUUCCCGCAUGAGCCAAGAUGAUUGUCACGUCCGCUUCUGGCCUGGAUAGCACUCCGACGUUGGGGACUGUCGAAGUGACCACGCUCCUGGGCGCCUUCUUCGGCGUCCUUGUCCUGCUGCUCCUGCUGUUCCUGUACAUCAGUCGGAAGUGCUGUUUCCACUACCGCCAUGCCAUCAACUGCUGCGACGAGCGCCACCUGGCGGCCAAGUGUGUGCAGAAGAUCACACGCAAGCGGCGCUACGAGAACACCAGCUCCGACUCGGAGGAGGACAUCCUGCGCCGCCUGCGCUGGCACCAGCAGCACCAGCUGGGCGAGAAGCCCGGCGGAUACGGGCUGGGGAUCAGCCAGGCGAACCCGCUGACGGCGCACAGCUUCAAUUACCACCAGCCUGGCGCUGACCUGCAGCGGGUGACAGUGACGCGUGACCCCCUGGCCAUCGCCGAGCGGGGCAAGGUCGGCAUCCCGUCGUCGCACAGCGAGUGCAGCUCGAACGACUCCAUGGAGGCCUCCGUGGACAGCCACACCGGCAUCCUGACGGGCGUGAGCAAAGCCACAGCCCCUCACCUGGCGACAUCCUUCCGCAAUCCGUGUGCGGAACACCGGGUCAAGACGCAGGCUCUGAGGUACCAGCACCGGGUCGAGGUGGUUGCUCCGCCCAAGGCGGAGAAGGAGCGGGACAACGUGGUGGUGGUGCCGAUGGCCAGUACCUUUAACAUCCACAGCAACAACAACAACUUUAGUGCUACCAGCAACAACAACAACAACAACAAUACCAGCAGCAACAACAACAACGAUGACGAGCCGCUGUUCGACACCAGUGACCUGCGAUCGAUCAAGUCGGAUGACCUGCUGGUGGGGCUGGAUGCCAAGGGGGCGCCCGUCCAGCGCGGACCCAUCGAGCUGGAGCUGUCGCUGCUGUACGACGCCCCCAUGCGGAAGAUGACGGUGCACGUGAUGCAGGCCAGGAGCCUGCCGCCCCUGGCCAGCGGGCAGCCCACCCACACGCAGGUGCGGAUGCUGAUGCUGCCCAGCAAGAAGCAGAAGCUCAAGACCAAGAUCCGCAGCGGCGAGAACCCGCAGUACAUGGAGAGCUUCCUGCUGCACCGCGUCAAUCCGGAGGAGGUGAACAACAUGGGGCUGCGGGUGCGGCUCUACGGCUGCGAGCGACUGCGCAAGGAGCGGCUGAUCGGGGAGGCCUACGUGAGCUUCGCCACCGUGGACCUGGAGCUGGAGACGAACCUCUGGCUGCCGCUGGAGCCGCGCAACACCUCCUCGGUGCUGGGCUCCACCAGCGACCUGCUGAGCCUGGCGCGCUCGGACAGCGCCGGAUCCACCUCGUCCAUGCAGCACGGCGGCGUCUCCGAGCUGCUGCUGGGCCUGAGCUACAACGGGGUCACCGGGCGGCUCAGCGUGGAGAUCAUCAAGGGCAGCCAGUUCCGCAGCCUGUCGCUGAACAAGGCGCCCGACACGUACGUUAAGCUUGUGAUGGUCAGCAGCAUCGGGCAGGAGAUAUCCAGGGCCAAGACCUCAAUACGCCGGGGCCAGCCCAACCCGCUGUUCAAGGAGACGUUCGCCUUCCAGGUGGCCCUGUUCCAGCUCAACGACGUCACGCUGAUGGUCUCCGUGUACGCCAAGAGGCACAUGAAGAAGAACGAGAUGGUCGGCUGGUUCAGCAUGGGCCUCAACUCGUCCGGGUCGGAGGAGGUGGCCCACUGGGCGGACGUGUGCGAGAUGCCCAAGGGCGAGAUGCUGGCCCGCUGGCACGUCCUGGUGGACUCCUGAUUCGAGCAGCUGGGCCAGUCCUCGGGACGCAGCGGUAGGGCCCUCCGGAAGCUGGGCCUGGCUGCGUUCGCCUCGAAGGACCGGUCCUCGAAGGAGAAGGCCUCCAAGGAGUCGUCGCUGGAGGACGACGGAGCUCAGUUCCCUGCAGACAACGCGGUUGCAGUCGACAUUGAGCCGGGCCUGGAGCUCGACUUUGUCUGAAGCGCACACAGAGGUCGGUGCUUGGUGUUUGUGAUUUGUUUUUACGCGGCACGAUACUCGACGACUCAUGCUUAUAUGUAACAUGUAUGUACAUAUGUAUGUAUGUCGUCGAGUGUUUAGCCCGGGAUGGGACCGGCCGAACGGUUCGGACCAUCCAACCAAUCUAGCCCAGACUGGGCGGUAAGAUAUUUGUAAUUUGGAAUCAAUUUGGCACACACUCCAUUCAUGAAGUGUGAGAAACAUGAAAAACUAAAAAGGAAUAACCUAGAAUAUCGAAAUUUUAUACGCAAUGGCACGCAAAGUGCAUACCAGUACUUAAAUUACUACUCAAAAUUUGAAUUUUAUGAUUGUUUGUGAUAAAGAAUACUAUAUGAUAUGAAUAGCCGGAUGGGCGGACAUAUACUGAAGAUGUUGUGUGUACAUUUGUGCAUCUGUACUAAAACACUAACUUACGGACGAGUGACGAAUUUUUGUAAUUAAACCUUUCUGCAUCUUAUAUUUAAAUAUUAAGCCCGGCAUAGGCUGCCCAAAGUCUGUCAAGACUAGCACUUUUUUAUUACCAAAAUAUGAAAACAUAAAUUAAAUAGGAACAUUUGUAGUCGAUACGUACAUUCAAGCCUACAUUUGCAUACAUCAUACACAAGUUGACACAACUAAUACUCUUGGUAUUUUGAUCGAGAGCCAUGCGCAUGUUCCAGUUUUGAUAUUCAGAGAAAGAUGAAGGAAGCAUCGGUACCUUAGGAUUCAAACGCACAAAGACAUCUUCAACACUGGAAGAUAAGUUGGCAAACCAAACUUUGGUUGAUAAAAUAUAGGAAUAUCGGCGACUGCGACUAUAUGCACGCAAUUUCGAGUACUGCAGUCGAGUAGGGGGUUUGUAGUAGAGCUUUAUUUCGAUUUGGGCAUCGGACAAAGACAAAUGUGCUCCACAGUGGGCUAGGAACUAAGGGUCCUCAGAUCGUGGAAUACCCGACGACUUGGUCGGCGUGUUGAGAUUGUUUAAAGCUCUCUGGAUUGAGAAUAUUUUGUUUCUGCAUGGAACUGCAUAAAUUACAUAAGUUUAACUUAUAAAAUGAGAAUUGAAAGCUUUAAUAAAUAUCUAAACUAACUUAUUUUAAAACUCAAGUUAAAUCGAAACUCAAAAACAAGAACUAUUAAACUAUUGCCAUGCGCAUGCGAGAAACUUAAUGUUAAUUUGUAUGUACAACCAUAUGAAUGUUUUUUGCAAUGCAUAGUAUUUAUAUCUUUUGAAAAUCUAUAUGUUUUGAGUGUCGAAUAUUUUAUAACCGCAAUUCAAGGGAAUGUGCGUUCGUGGUUGCAAAAACUGCGAUCUAUUAACUAAAUCUACGACUUCAUUUUGGAAGGCAAGCGAGGCUAAGCGGCCAAGUGACUAAUCAACUAAUCGAAAUCGUUAAUGUCAGUAUUACACAUCUCCAAACUUAACAGUACAACAGCGGUUAGCCUCGCCACAAAGUGCGGAAU
Drosophila gunungcola (fruit fly) is the source of this 3984-nucleotide messenger RNA. It is a transcript of the gene Syt14, whose product is annotated as synaptotagmin-1. NCBI's taxonomy places the organism in Eukaryota, Metazoa, Arthropoda, Insecta, Diptera, Drosophilidae. The record is from RefSeq and is a predicted model, not a curated record. Bases 535 to 2301 code for a protein of 588 amino acids. The transcript is spliced from 5 exons.